Saccharomyces mikatae IFO 1815 is the source of this 1317-nucleotide messenger RNA. It is a transcript of the gene FMO1, whose product is annotated as N,N-dimethylaniline monooxygenase. Gene Ontology annotation, molecular function: NADP binding; N,N-dimethylaniline monooxygenase activity; flavin adenine dinucleotide binding. The coding region runs from base 1 to 1317 and encodes 438 amino acids. The transcript has a single exon. The record is from RefSeq and is a predicted model, not a curated record. NCBI's taxonomy places the organism in Eukaryota, Fungi, Ascomycota, Saccharomycetes, Saccharomycetales, Saccharomycetaceae.
AUGACAGUGAAUGACAAAAAAAGAUUAGCAAUCAUAGGUGGGGGACCAGGGGGGUUAGCAGCUGCAAGGGUCUUCUCACAAAGUUCCGCUAAUUUUGAAAUAGAAAUAUUUGUAAAAGAUUACGAUAUUGGGGGUGUUUGGCAUUAUCCAAAACAAGGACAAGAUGGGAGGGUUAUGUAUGACCAUUUGGAAACCAAUAUAUCCAAAGAGCUAAUGCAGUUUAGCGGGUUCCCCUUCAAGGCAAGCGUACCUCUCUAUCCCUCCAGAAAAGACAUUUGGGAAUAUUUGAAAAAUUACUACGAUGAGUUCAUUGUCAACCAAGAUGCUAUCACCAUCCACUUCAACACUGAGGUUUCCUAUUUGGAGAAGAAAAACUCUCAUUGGAAAGUGACAUCUAAAAACGAACUAGGAACCACAAAAUCAGAUUUUGAUUUCGUUAUUGUUGCCUCUGGCCAUUACAGUGUCCCCAAAUUCCCGUCCGAUAUCACAGGCCUCGAACAAUGGUUUGACAAUAGGGGUGCAAUUCAUUCUAAGGACUUCAAAAACUGUGAAUUUGCCCGCGACAAAGUGGUUAUUGUGGCGGGCAACGGCAGUUCUGGCCAGGAUAUUGCCAACCAACUGACUACUGUUGCAAAGAAAGUAUAUAAUAGUAUAAAGGAGCCUGCGAACAGCCAACCUGGGGCUAAAUCAACUGAUACCAUCCCGACAAUAAAUGGUUGUGAUUGGAAAAGUCAUUCGGUCACUUUAUCUGAUGGAAGAAUAAUUCAAGAUGUAGACUACAUUAUAUUCGCUACAGGCUAUUAUUAUAGCUACCCAUUUAUAGAACCCUCUAUUAGGCUAGACAUAUUGGGAGAAGGUGUCACUGACGAUAAACGCUCCUCUGUUAACUUGCACAAUUUAUGGGAGCACAUGAUUUAUGUAAAGGACCCCACGUUAUCCUUUAUCUUGACUCCACAAUUAGUAAUCCCCUUCCCAUUGUCAGAACUCCAAGCGGCCAUUAUGGUCGAAGUAUUUUGUAAAAACUUACCCAUCACGACAGAAUUCGAUUCUAGCGUCUGUGGUGCACAUAAUUUCCCAAAGGGCAAGGAUCUGGUGCAUUACGCCGAGUUACAGGCACUUCUGGAUGGUAUCCCGCACAGAAUUGGCCAUUUUAAGCCAGUAAAAUGGGAUGAAAGACUCAUUGAACUAAGAAACGCAAGCUAUUCAGACAAAGAAGAAAGAAAUGUGCUUUUAGCGGAACACGCACAAGCCCUAAAUAAAAAAAAAGUACCAUACUUUCUCCCAGCGCCACAUGCUCAACUUAAAUUUAAAGAUUAA